AUGAAUGUAACCCAUGCUUUAUUUCUUCAUGCUCAGUUUUAUAAGAAGACCAAACAGCUGCCCAUGUUAAUGAAGUGCUGUGAAGAGAUCCAGCCACAUCAGUGGAAGCCACCUGUGGAAAGGGAAGAACACCGGCUUCCAUUCUGGUUGAAGGCCAGUCUGCCAUCCAUCCAAGAGGAGCUGCGGCUCAUAGCUGAUGGUGCCAGAGAGGUAGGAAAUGUGAUCAGAACCACGAAGAUCAGCUCAGACCCAGGUCUCAGAAAAGGCAGCUCAGAACUGGGGAGUGAAACUCAGUACCCACUGCUGCUGCCUAAGGGUGUAGUCCUGAAACUGGAGCCAGUUGCCAAUCGUUUUUCCAGGAAGGAAAAAGCGGUCAUCCAGAGGCGGUCAUCAGCCCUGAAGCCCCUCCUUAUCAGACCCAGCCCCUCUCUCCAACCUAGCUCUGGCUCUGGGAAGACACUGGCUAGGUCACCUCAGUCAGAAGCCCCUCCGAGCAAAAUGGUGGUCCGGAUUCCUCGCAUGAUCCAGCCAGCCACUGUCUUACAGAAAGUGCCAGGUGGCCCUCCGCCGGGGGUCGCUGGGGGCGAUAGUUUUGAGUCUCCAGCAGCACUGCCUGCUACACCCCCUGACACCAAGACCAGCUUCCCUGUGCCUGAGCCCCAGACCCUGGUCCCCUCUGCCCCUGUGCCCAAGGUAAUGCUGCCCUCUCUUGGUCCUUCUAAGUUUCGAAAGCCCUGUGUGAAACGGAGGGGCUCAAAGAGAAAGGGGGCCAAGACCUCUCUCUGUCUGAAGCCUGCUCCCCUCCUCCACCCUGCACCUGUCAUCUUCACUGUCCCUGCCACCACUGUGAAGGUUGUGAGCCUUGGCAGUGGCUGCAACAUGAUCCAGCCUGUGAAUGCUGCUGUGGCCCAGAGUCCUCAGACCAUCCCCAUCACCACCCUCUUAGUUAACCCCACUUCCUUCCCCUGUCCAUUGAACCAGCCCCUUGUGGCCUCCUCUAUUCCACCCUUAAUUGUUUCUGGCAACUCUGUGAAUCUUCCUGUACCAUCCACCCCUGAAGAGAAAGCCCAAGUGAAUGUGGACAUCAGUUGUCCUUUGGCUGAGGGGAAAAAUGCCUUUCAAGGCCUAGAACCCAAAUUAGAACCUCAGGAACUCUCUCCCCUCUGUGCUGCUGUCUUCCCCAAAGAGGAGCCCAGCCCAGGGCCUCCAGCGGCCGACAGAGCGUGCCGGGAAGAAUUGUCGGACAGCAGUGCCUAUGGCUGGACUAUCGUGAAAACAGAGGAGGGGAGGCAGGCUAUGGAACCACUGCCUCAGGGCAUCCAAGAAUCUCUAAACUCUUCCCCUGGGGAUUUAGAGGUAAUUGUCAAGAUGGAACCUGAAGACUCUUGGGAGGAAAUCUCUGGUGGAUUCCCGAAGCAGGAAAUCAAAGAGGAACCUUGUGUGGAAUUGGGCACUGGCUUUCCACAUGAGGAGUCAGGCGGUGCUAGAGAGAUGAAGAAACAGACGGCCCUGCAGCAGGAGGAGGAGAGGAGUCAACCAGCUAAAGCCCCUUCAGCUUCUCAAGAGCCUGCUGAUGGAGGAAACUCGGGAGAAAUGAGCAAAGGGUCCCCAAAGAAUGCUUCAUCCUGUGCUGACCCUGACAUGGUGCUUAGCAGCCCCCUAGGGAAGCCUGAAGACUUGUCUAGCGCUGAUGGUCAGUCAGUGGGGACCCCGGCUGGGCCAGAAACUGGGGGAGAGAAGGAUGGGCCAGAGGAAGAGGAAGAAGAGGACUUUGACGACCUCACGCAAGAUGAGGAAGAUGAGAUGUCAUCAGCUUCUGAGGAAUCUGUGCUGUCUGUCCCGGAAUUCCAGAGUGGGCACUCAGUUUACAAGAAAAACCCCUGAUAUAUACAAUUUCCAAGGUUGUAAAUAAGUGCUAGUUCUUCCGGGGCAAUCUGCACGUUGGUCAACAUGUGAGAGAGAAAGCGAGAGAAGGAGGGGCAGAGGAAGAGAACAGAACAUUACUUGCUUUGCCUGGAUGCUCCCCUGAGACAACUGAAUUGACAACUAAAAAAAGUCCUCAACUACUACACAACCAUAGUAGCUGACGGUACCACCUCUGGGCUAAGCUGUGCGGCCUCCAGCCCUCCAGCUGCAGUGCUCCUGAGAUUAAAACCCAUCACCAAGGGGGAAACACCCACUGCUCCCAAGCCACGCCCUUCCUUGGUGCUUCUGAUCUUCUCUGCUUAGAAGAAAGAAAACGUAGCUUUUGCCUGUCAUGCUCUUUUCUAAAUACCGUCCCUUGGUAUUCAGUGGACAAUGAACGUGGCAUCACCUUCUUCUUCCGACACUACGUUCACUAUGUAUCUUACUUCAAAUAUUCCAAGGCAAGAAAACAUAUGUCCCAGCCUACAUAUAUGAUGGUACCAGAAAUCAGAGAAACCACAACAGAGAAACUCAGUUUUCCCACCGGACUUUUAUCUUCUCUUUUCAGUGUGGUCCUUCCCCAGAGAGCAUUGACUCCAUCCACUGCCACCAGGAGGUGAAAAAUACCCAAAGAACUUUGCUUCUUCAGCUCUUUGAGCACAAUCCCAACUGCAUCUGUGGCAUUCCUCACUCGCAUUAUGCCCUGUAGGGAAAGAGAGACAGUGGCUUGCAGACCUCAGGAGGCUGUCUCUGUUAUGAUGUAGUACACGUUCGGUGUCUUAUUUUAAUACCUGUUCAACUACUUCUCCCAGAGGACUGCCUUUCUCAGUGCUUUCUCGCUUAUUCCAGACAUACUUCUCUUGAACUUUUAUCUAAAAACAAAAACCAAAAAAGGAUACUUAGCCUAAGGAUGAAACCAUUUCUAGCUAAGAAGGUAGGACGCUAAGGUUGUUAGCAGUCAGUUUUAAUCUAUUUUUCAAGCCUUGUAUGAGACCUCAGCAGGAAAGUGAAUGCCUUCGAGCCCAUUUCUGCCUGAAGUUCAAAAAAAAAAACAGGAAUUCUGACUAAAAAGUCCAGGAUGAAGCAGCCUUGUCAUCUGCAUUUUUAAGAAGCUUGUAGGUGAUGCUCAUUUAAAUCAGAGUUGAAAACCCCUGGCUUAGAGAUUGAAUCCAAGAACCACUAGAGUAGAGGAUAAUUUUAAGAAUACAUUUCUGGUUCUGAAAAGGACCUAAUCUGGAGAAAACUAUGUAGCUGAAUAUGUGCUUUAAAGGAUUUUAGGCUGUAACCUUGGAAGAGUCAAUGAAUCAAUCUGGACUUCACUAUGCUACUCACAAGAUGGGAACAGCUUACUGUUGCCUUUUUAUUUCAUAUGGAUAAAUGAGUUUUAGGGUAUGAACUUAUUGUUAAUAAAAUAUAUGAAAAAAAA
This is a messenger RNA of Vicugna pacos (alpaca), 3331 nucleotides long. Lineage: Eukaryota; Metazoa; Chordata; Mammalia; Artiodactyla; Camelidae. The record is from RefSeq and is a predicted model, not a curated record.